This is a messenger RNA of Erigeron canadensis, 1167 nucleotides long. RefSeq names its product dof zinc finger protein DOF2.5-like. Bases 93 to 953 code for a protein of 286 amino acids. Gene Ontology annotation, molecular function: DNA-binding transcription factor activity; DNA binding. Gene Ontology annotation, biological process: regulation of DNA-templated transcription. The record is from RefSeq and is a predicted model, not a curated record. Lineage: Eukaryota; Viridiplantae; Streptophyta; Magnoliopsida; Asterales; Asteraceae. The transcript has 2 exons.
GACACACCAAAAAAGACUUCAUUAAUUUUCCUCCUAAAUUGUCUUAUACAACAAUUUUUAAAUUGAAUCAAAGUUUGUUCUUUAAGAAAAUCAUGGAUGCUGCUCAAUGGGCAAAGGAUGUGAGAAAUGAUGGAAGUUAUAAUAAUGUGCAAGAUGAUCAUAAGAAGGCAAAUAAGCCACAACAUGAGCAUGCACUUAAUUGUCCAAGAUGCAACUCAACCAACACCAAGUUUUGUUACUACAACAAUUACAGCUUAACUCAACCAAGAUACUUUUGCAAGGCUUGUAAGAGGUAUUGGACUAAAGGCGGAUCCCUUAGAAGCGUUCCUGUGGGUGGCGGCUCAAGAAAGAACAAGAGGUCAUCAUCCACGUCGUCCAUGUCUAAACCAAUUGAUCUUUCACAGUUUUCUUCUCAAAAUUUCAACACUACUACUACACAUGAUCUUAACUUGGGUUCAUCACGAGCUACACAAGAAGUGGAGUAUCAUCAUCAUCAUCAUCAUCAUGGUUUUUCUCAGUUUCUAAAGCUACCCAAGAUUGAAAAUAAUAAUGCAAAUGCAAAUAAUAAUAAUAAUGCCACCUUUUUAUCGUCUUCUAAUGGGCUAAUGAUGAUGAACACUCAUGAUCCAACAAAUAUUAAUGUAAACAAUAAUACAAUGUUGUUUAAUAAUAAAAAUAAUGGGGCAAGAUUCAGUCUUCAAGAUUUUAAGCCAACAAUGAGUGCUACUACUUUUCCUUUUCAAGGGAAUGGAAUCAAGUACGGGAACUUGCAGAAUAAUCAAGAAGCAGAUGGAGAAAGGCCGCCGGUCAUGAUGCUGCCUUUUGGAGUAUUGAGCCAACAACAACAUCCACCAAUUAGGGAUCUUGGCCAAAGUAUGCCGGCACAAGCUGCAUACAGCUGGAAUAAUGGGACGACUGCUAUGGGCGAGGGUUCGUCAACAUUGUAUAACUAAUCCAGUACUAUACGUUCAUCAUCAGUCGUGUUACGUACUUAAUUAGAUGUUUAGUAGUUAUAUUAAUUUGUACUUAGAGUUAGAUUAUUAUGAUCAAUCACAUAACUGGCAUUAAUUAAUUAGUGUGCAUUUGAUAUUAUUAAUUAAUUGGAUUUCAAGGGUGAGAUGAAUUGUCAAUCUUUUUUAAACAAUCUAAGCGCGCGUUAAAUUAAUA